Molecule: messenger RNA, 2784 nt
Organism: Talpa occidentalis (Iberian mole)
Lineage: Eukaryota; Metazoa; Chordata; Mammalia; Eulipotyphla; Talpidae
Gene: SERPINA5
Product: serpin family A member 5
Exons: 5
Coding region: 117-1343 (408 amino acids)
Biological process (GO): negative regulation of endopeptidase activity
Molecular function (GO): serine-type endopeptidase inhibitor activity
Source: RefSeq, a predicted model, not a curated record
GGUCAGUGGGAAACGCCGGCCCCAGUUCAGUGCUCCCUCUGCUGCUCGCUGACCCUGAAGGACGUGGUCUCCGCUGUGUGCGCCUCGGCCUCGGACGGAAACCAGAGGCAGCCACCAUGCAGCUGUGCCUGCUCCUGUGCCUGGCGCUCCUCAGCCCUCAGGUGGCUGCCCUGCGCCGCCACCACUCCGGGGCCAUGAAGAAGAGGUCUAAGGAGGUGCUGCCAGCGACCACGGAGGCCCCCAGGGAAAAGGACUUUGUCUUCGACCUCUACAGGGCCUUGGCUGCCUCUCAACCUGACCAGAACGUCUUCUUCUCCCCUCUGAGUAUCUCCACGACCCUGGCCAUGUUGUCCUUGGGGACGGGGUCCAACACGAGGGUGCAGGUCCUGGAGGCCCUGGGUCUCUCCCUGCAGGAGAGCUGGGAUGAGGAGCAGCUCCACACCGCCUACCAGAAGCGGCUGCAGGAGAUCAACCAGCCCAGGGACAGCCUGCAGCUGAGCCUGGGCAACGUCCUGUUCAUCCGCCCCGCGGUGCAUCUCCACGAGACCUUCCUGAACGCCGUGAAAACACUGUACCUGGCAGACACUUUCCCUACGGACUUUGGGGACCCCGUGGGGGCCCAGAAGCAGAUCAACGACUUCGUGGCAAAGGAAACUAAAGACAAGAUCAUGGACUUGAUUUCAGGCCUGGACGGCACGGAGAUUAUGGUGAUGGUGAAUUACAUUUACUUUAAAGCUAAGUGGGAGUCCGCCUUCAACCCCAAGAGCACCGUAAAGCAGGAUUUCCACGUGACCCCGGACGUGACGGUGCAGGUGCCCAUGAUGAAGGGCGAGGACAGCUACUACUACCUUGCGGACAGCCACCUCUCCUGCCGGGUGGUGGGCGUGCCCUACCGGGGGAACGCCACCGCCCUCUUCAUCCUGCCCGUGGAGGGCAAGAUGGAGCAGGUGGAGAAUGGGCUGAGCGAGAAAACAGUCAAGAAGUGGCUCAGGAUUUUCAAAAAGAGGCACCUCAUUCUUCAACUUCCCAAGUUCUCCAUCGAGAGCUCCUAUCAUCUGCAGGACAUCCUCCCCAAGCUGGGCAUCAGAGACAUCUUCAGCUCCCAGGCUGACCUGUCCCGCCUCUCCAGCCACUCCAACAUCCAGCUGUCCGGGAUGGUGCACAAAGCCGUGGUGGAAGUGGACGAGUCAGGAACCGAGGCAGCUGCGGCCACAGCGGCCAUCGUCGGCUUCCGCUCAGCCCAAAUGGCCCCCCUCAGAGUAGUGUACAACAGGCCCUUCUUGAUGGCCAUCGUGGAUAACUCCACCAACAUCCUCUUUGUUGGCAAAGUGAACCACCCCUGAGGGGGCUGGGUUUAUCCUAAAAGGCCCCAGGCCUCCAUCAUUGAAGCCCAGGGUACAUUCUGGCCCCCUGUGCCGGGUGGUUCAUGAUUCACACAGGUUUAGUUGACUAAUGAGGCUUUCACUAAUAAUAAUGAUCAUGAUGAUAAUAAUAACAAUAAUAAUAAUGUAGAUGUAGUGAUGAUUGCUCCUUGUCACACAAUUGAAAGACACAGAGCCCUUGAAGAACCAAGGAGAACAUUUGAUGUCCUUGGAGAACCCUCUAGAAUAUGUCAUCCUUGGAGGUUAGCACUGGGGCCCAGAGAGGUUGGUCAACUUGCCUGAGGUCACACAGCACAUCAGUGGGAAGUCCAGCAUCUAGGGCCCUGAUACCCAGCCCAGUGCCACAAAAUGGUAGGAGAGACGCUACUGUAAAAGGCUGGGGUGUUGUUACAGGUCACACUUGACUUCAAUACACUCAAGUGCCACCUGUCCUUUAAGAAAAGCAAGUGGAUAGCAGAGUGGGAAAGAACCAGGACAGGGUUAAUCAUGGCAGGACACCCCCCUUGGGAUUCCUGACUCCUCAGGACUUGGCUGUUAGGGAGAGGACGGAGGCCUGCUGCGAAUAGUAAAGUAUCAUUUAAAGACACCAACAACUCACUCUGGAUUUUAGUGUUAGCUAUAACAUUAAAGCAUUUUGCAGUCACUGGUUCCUGGUCCUUCUAGAAGUAGCUCUGGGGUGAAUAUAGCUGAGCCUGUUCUAGGCUUGGUGCUGGAUCUGGCAUCUGGAGGGUUGCAUUUACCUGUCACCGUAUCCCCAGGAGGCAGAAGGGGAAGGUGAGGCUUGCAGAGAGCAGGGGUUACAUUGCUCACAGAGCUCACAGGGGGUGGAGGCAGGACUGGACCUUGGGAGUGUGACCCCGGAGACCAGCCCCUCCCCAGCCCUGUGCUCUACUGUGGACGAGGUAUGGCCAGGAAACCGAGCUCAGGUCAGGGACAUCUCAGCCACUAGCUCCCGUGGGAUCCAGCUCAGCUCACUCUCCUCCCUCUCUAAGGCUACCACACUUCCUCUUCUCUCAAAUGAAGGAAUGAAUUAAUGAGUGAGUGAAUUAAUGAGUGAAUGAAUUAAUGAGUGAGUGAGUCCUUCAUUCAGACUGUCCCCAAAUUAGGUCCCAAAUCUGUCCAUGAGUGCCUGCCCACCCACGGUGCUUCCCAUGAAGCUGUGUCUCCUCUCUGAGCCUAAAGUCUGGACUGUAUGAUGCAAGGUCUCCCCUUAGAAAUGACCAGGUCAGAAUCCCAAGCUCUGAUGCUCCUCCAAAGCACUGGGCAUCUGCCAGCCCUGGCUGGUCACUUUGCACUGUGAUCCCAUUAGUCCCCCCAACAAGGAGAGCAGUGCACCCAUUUUACAGAGCACCCCAGCAGGUGACAGCGAGGUCCAGGCUCUGGGACACAGAUGCCCCGCACA